Molecule: messenger RNA, 11357 nt
Organism: Paramuricea clavata
Lineage: Eukaryota; Metazoa; Cnidaria; Anthozoa; Malacalcyonacea; Plexauridae
Source: the annotation of a GenBank genome assembly
GUUUUGACUCAAAAAUGUCGAACUGGUAAUUAAUCACAAUUGUGAGUUACUGAGUUUUUGUUUGUUUUUGAAAGCUGUCGUUUCUGGUUCAGUACUUCUGGGAACAUAAACGAUUGUCUUUGGCUAGUGUCCUGCCAAGACGGCAUAUGGAUGAAAGCAACGAUUUACUUCGUUACUCGUCGCCAAACGACUUGUUGUCGACAUUCAAAAGAAUGGAUACCUUUCGAACGAACACUCAGCUUUGUGAUGUAACCUUAAUGGCAGGCGAGAGAAAGAUUCGGGCACACCGUGUGAUUAUGGCAGGAUUUAGUGAUUAUUUUGACGCCAUGUUUAAUGGCGAUCUAGCCGAAACUAUUCAAGAUGUAAUACAUAUCAGAAACGUCGAUCCAGAUGCCUUGGCUGCCAUUGUAGAUUAUGCCUACACAGGAAAACUUGAAAUACGCGUUGAUAAUGUCGAGAACUUGCUGACUGUCGCAUGUUUAUUGCAAGUGGAGAAUGUGAAACACAGAUGUUGCGAGUUUAUGCAGCAACAUUUGCAUUCAACCAACUGUCUUGGAAUACGAGCUUUUGCCGAGGGCCAUGGCUGUGGAGAGCUUUUCGCAGCGGCGGAUAACUUCACAAAGGAGAACUUUCUGCAGGUUAUUAUUAGGCCAAGUAAAAAAAACAAACUUGGUUUAUUAAGUAGCGUCCUUUCCCCCUAUAUUUUAGGGUAUCUGGGUAUGGGGGAAGGUUUUUUAUUUGCACCUAAAAUCAGCCUAAUUCCCAGGGGCUCCGUUUUCGCUGGUCACAACAUCAGUUUUAACAGUCAAUGGAAUAGCUUAAACAUUUAUAAUGGUAGUAACAAGCAGAAACAUACAGACGUUAUCGAAAGAGUAAACAUUUGUUGUUAAACAUUGUUCCUGGCUGGGCAGCAAACGAAGAUGUUAUGUGAAUCCGGUACACUAGUGUAAACGGGGAAUUAAUAUAUCAAGGAUUUCUAGCAAUCAACAGUUGACUACUGUAGCUCUGUUGUGUAUAUCACAACCCAGCACUAGUCAACUGCUGACAAAUGUAAAUAUAAAAUAAAAAAAGUUGGGUCGGGAGCUUUUUCACUGGUCGGGAAGGGAUGCUAACCAAGUUUUUUUUUUUUUGCCUUUGCUUGCUGACCUGGGUCAGAUUUAGGUUGGCAUUGUUUUGCCGACCUCAAUUUUGACUUGUUUUUCAAGGGGAUGAGACUUUUCAAAAAUCCCAUUGUCAAUUUGGCCACAGCUACAAUAUUGAUUUAUAAAGGUGUUGGUCAUAGAUAUCUUAUAUACACUAGAUAGUGCAUCUAAUUAUUCUGCAAUUCAAAAAUUGAAGCCGUGAUUGCAGUCUCAGGUCGUUCCCAUGAAAUGAGAAGAUUCGUAUGUUUUCUAUUUCUUAAACAGGGAACUUAAACAUUAAGUUAAUCCUAUUGCAAAUACGUUUUUAAACUAUUCAAAUGAUGAAAGUUAUUGUUGUUUUUAAGCGUUUAUUAGCAAGUGGGAACGACCAACAUGGCCGCCAUCUAUUCAAAUGGGGGUAACCGCUGGAAUAUUUUUGGCUUCAAUUUUACUAAAAGAGAUGCGCUAUCUAGUGUAUAUAAGAUAUCUAUGGUGUUGGUACAUGAUAGUGUACGAAGAAGGUGGUGUAAAAAUGUGGGCUAUCCAAGGCCGGAUUUUGGCGGAAAUAGUGGGGGAGGUGAAAAAAAAUUUAGGGAAGGUGCAGCGGUUUAGCUCACGACCCCCAUGGAAAGUUAGGGCUUAGAACAGAUCGAAGUCAACGACAUGACAUAUGCAUGUAGUGUACAUAUGUAUGAAUCAGUGUAUUAAUGAAUUAUAUAUGACUGUACAACUCAUCCAAUUUUGCCCUUCAUUACAAUUACUACAAAGUUUCUUUCGAAACAGUGCAUUAAAAAGGUACUUGACACAGAGAUGAAUGGCUAUCACUGUUUCAAUUUUACAGAAAAACUUUCUUACGAAGUGUAGACCCUAAGCAAAUUUUCACUUUCAUCUGUGAUUGAAACUUUUCCAAGGCGAGGUGCAAAAAUUCUUAGGGGAGGUGCAAAACGAUCUCAGGGGAGGUGCGCACCUCCCCUCAAAAUCCGGCUGUGGUGCUAUCCAAUUAAUGAAUCUCGACAUCAUGGACAUACGCAUUGUCAAAUCUAAAGCUCUCUAUUUUGGCCCGGGGUGGGUUUUUUUACGUAGGGGAAUAUAAAUAGCACAGAAUAGAAUAGUCAUUUGAUUACAGUAAUUGUUGUGUCCGUAUACCUUUUUUAGGUCAUUGAAAGCAAGGAAUUCCAAAUUAUUAACGGGAACCAGUUAGUGGAAUUAUUUGCUAGUGAUGAUUUGAAUGUGAAUACGGAAGAAGAUGUGUUCUCUGCGAUGGAGAAAUGGGUUCAAUUUGAUUGUGCAAAGCGAAAGCCAUUUGUCAGCCAGUUGCUGGAGAAUAUUCGAUUGCCGUUAAUGAGCUGCAAGUUACUUACAGAUCGUGUUGAGAAAUCGCCUGUAUUUGCUCUUAGUGAUUGUGGGAAUGACCUCUUGUUAGAAGCAAUGAAAUAUCAUUUGUUACCCGAAAGACGUGCACAAAUGCAGAACCUGCGAACAAAGCCCAGAAAGUCCAAUGUAGGACUCUUAUAUGUUGUUGGAGGUUUGUUUACGCACAUGUAUCUUUGAACAGUUAACAUUAAAUAACGUAAGGUAUUAUACCAUACUGUAAGCUCCCCCUGUUAAUUAAUCAAUCCAUGAUGGCAUUUUCAAUGUGCGUUCUCAGAUGAGGUAUUACUUUCAUGGCAAAAAGAUCAAUACUUGAUACUGUAUACUGUAUCCAUUGUUGGGUAAAGUUAAAUCAAUUACAAAAAUGAACUGAUGAGGGCAGCUCUAUAACAUUUUUAUAAUUAUUACUUCUCCACAGGAGUUGAAUCGUAUCAAGGAAAUCGAAAUGCAAAAGGUAAAUCAUAAAAAAUACUUAUAGUUAAUCAUAAUUAAAUUAAUUUUGAAUAAUCUUUAGUUAUCUCAUUUGAUGAAAACAAAAACGUGAUCAACAGCCAAGUGUAUAUUUAUUGCUAUGAGACGAUGUGUAGGAUUGUCAUCUAUAUUGAUUCAGCAGUAAAGUUCACUAUUAUAAUGCUUAAUUAAUUUAACCACCACCGCUUUCCCCUUGACAAGCAAAGUUGGGUGGUGUUAGACACAGUACAAUAGCAGAAUAAUUCUAAAGCUUAUUAGGCUGCAAUGCAACUUGAAUACUUGAUGCAUUAACUAGACACAUCAGUGGAUAAAUAUCAAGAUUUUGUUGGCAUCUCACUCGAUUGGAUAAUUAAUAGUUGAAGGGUCUUGUAGAUGGAAAUUAUCGAGUGGAAAUUUAUAUACAUUUAUUAGACAAGUCAAGACAAUUCCUGCCAGGGACCUAUAUAGUAAUUAAGGGUUGAAUUUUUCACAGCUGGUUAGGUGUUGGAAAUUUAUAUACAUUUAUUACACCUAACCAGCUGUGAAAAAUUCAACACUUAAUUACUAUAUAGGUCCCUGGCAGGACAUUGUCUUGACUUGUCUAAUAAAUGUACAUAAAUUUUCACUUGAUAAUUUCCAUCUACAAGACCCUUCAACUAUUAUUCAAUCGAGUGAGAUGCCAAUAAAAUCUUGAUAUUUACCAAGUAACCUAACAUGGCAGUACCCUAAGUACCCUAGUAUACAUAUAUAUAUAUAUAUAUAUAUAUAUAUAUAUAUAUAUAUAUAUAUAUAUAUAUAUAUAUAUAUAUAUAUAUAUAUAUAUAUAUAUAUAUAUAUAUAUAUAUAUAUAUAUAUAUAUAUAUAUAUAUAUAUAUAUAUAUAUAUGUAUAUAUACAUGGACUUGUGAUUAGAACUUGACAACUGGACUCUGUAGCUCAGUUGGUUAGAGUGCUGUAUCGGAAUCGCAGGUUCGAUUCUGCUAGGAACCUAUAGUUGCAUUUUGCAGCUGUUCCUGGUUAAUAGAUCUAAUAAAUGUAUACAAAUCUCCACUUGAUAAUUUCCAUUUACAAGACCCUUCAACAUUGGUGGAUAGUCUGUUUAACCCAUUGAUUGCCGGUGCUCUCACCUUUGGCCAACUAAAAUUGUCUGGCAUUGGACAGAGUAAAAUAACACAGUAGGGCGCAUUUGGGCGCAAUGCAGUUCCCUACUUUAUUAUUUUAUCCAAGCUACUGUAAAAAAUUAUUGUAGAUUUUACUCGUCGAGGGGAGAACCCUGGCGCUCAAGGGGUUAAAAGACAUCCAAGCAAAAGUACAGUAUGGGUCUAAUCACCAACAGUCCGACACGAUCGGAAUGUUAAGUAACUAAAAAUUUUGUUUAAAGAAUGAGGAUACGUAGCGGUCCGUGAGAUCCUUGAAAGUUUUUAAAUGAAGUUCUUUAAGAUCUUUGUCUUUGAAGUGGAUGAAAAGGUGAUUGUUUAACAAAUAAUUGUUCUCAAAGGUCUUUGAAAAUGAGCAGAAAAAACUUUUGAAACAAUUUUGAGACAACGAACUCUGAGGACACUAAUGAACGUACCGUUUUACAUGUUUGUUUUUAUGCUUAGCAAUGAUACUGUAUAAGUACAGUAUAUACAGUUAUAAAAGAUUUCAGCUAAAUUUUAGUCCAACUGUAUGAGGUCUAAGUGAAUAUUCGAACAGAAGGAAUCAAGACCAAAAGUGCAUGCAUGCAUGCAUGCCGCCAAAAUUAAGAGUUUCCAAUUAUCCGAGAUUAUGUUCCAGUAAUAAAUUUAAAAUGUAAAGAUGUUUGAAGUGAAACCAAGAGUACAUCACAGGUUUAAAUCUGUCGAAUCGAUCUGGUUUAAAACAUUUAUUGACUUAACGACAAAUUUUUGCCUGAAUUUUGUCAAAAACUGUGCAGGAUGAUGGUUCCUGCCUUACGUCACAAGGUGAAACUCUCUGAUUGGCUGGUUGAAGUUUUAAUAUUUUCCCUGCGAAACGAGAAUCAGACGAAAACCGGGGGGGAAGAGAUUUGAAAGACUACAAGACUAUGAAAACAUCGCAGCGACAAAGUUUGAGUUUGAAAGGACUAGAUGUAUUCUUUUUAAAUUAAUGUAUAAAACUAUACAGAGAAAAUGUUUGUUGUCGUCUAUCCAGUAUGGCCGACCAAAUUUGUUUUUUUAAGGUUUACUGUACUUUUCUUGUUUGUUUUUAUUAUGUAUAAGUUAUGUUUUUCUGCGGUAACAUUAAAUUUUUCAAACUCAAAAAUUCUCGUAGCGAUGCGAAAAUUUAAAUCUGUUUUUGCAAAUCGAAGCCUGACUUUACAUCGAAGGAAGGUUUUUUUUAAAAAUUGCAAUACGGUGAAAUCGGCCACUGUAACACUAUUAGACCUACAGUUUAUUGCUCUAUACUUUACAUUCGUCUGAAUUUUCUUCAUGUCUUAGUAUUGGUCAUGGUAUCUAGGAAAUAUUGUAUGCCAGAAACCUGCGGAUUGCAAGGGAGUGAACUACCUGAAAAAUACAGCUAAAACUUCGACAUGUUGGUACUAACUUCCCGACGAAUGACCUUCACUCCAAAUGUCGAAGUUUUACUUAACAAAUAUAAAACAUUUUCCGUGUUCAUAUACAGUUAUAUCAACACGAGUGGAAAUUGGGAAAACGAGAAAUUGUGUGGAAACACGACGCCCGAAGGGCGGAGUGUUUUCACACAAUUUCGAGUUUUCCAAUUUUCACGAGUGUUGAUAUAACUGUAUAUCAAUACGGAAAAAAUGUUUUAUAUUUGUUUUAUAAUAUAGCACAAAGAAACUUAAAGAAAGAAAUUUUCCGACAUUUUCGUGUUGACAUCGAGAAAUAUCAACACGGCUCUUAGCCAAUCAGCGUUCAGAAUUUACAAAUGCUAUAUUAUAAUUGUAUUUUUCAACUAGUUGAAUCCCUCGCAAUCCAGUUUUCUGGUGUUAUUAUUACUAUCUACCCUGGCACAGACCGUUCAAAAUAUUGUGUAACCUUUUAUUACCCAGCAAGUAACAGCACAGAAGGGCCAAAAGGCGCAAUAAGCAUUGAGUGCUACAACUUACGGCGCAAUGCUUGGACACCUGUCGCGACGAUUGGAAACAAACGGCUGCAGUUUGGUGUAGCUGUGUUGGAUGACAAACUUUUCAUCGUUGGAGGGCGAGAUGGUUUGAAAACGUUGAACACAGUUGAUUGCUUUGAUCCACAGACGAAAGACAAAACUGCGGUUACACCAAUGAACAUCCAUCGUCAUGGUUUAGGCGUUGGUGUUCUUGGUGGACCGCUUUAUGCAGUUGGCGGCCAUGAUGGUUGGUCCUAUCUCAAUUCAGUUGAAAGGUAAAUGAUAUUCGGAGCCCAUCGAUUAAUUUUAUUUUAACUCAUAUGCACUAUGCGGUCACUUUAAUGGAAUCCCAUAUUGACUUCAGAUUUCAUAUAUUCAAAUCGGCGCGCAGGACGCGAAAUCAGAUCAUAAGUACAGUAUGGGUCAGUUUAAUUUAAGGUGGCGUCAAAUCCGUUGUGCUCAUGUCCGUGUUUUGUUUACAUCAUUUGUUUAUUAUUUAUUCCUAUUGAAAUAAUGGUACAUGCAAUCUGGUACACCUGGAAGUGCAAAUCUCUGUUCAAUUUAUUAUGUGGGUCGACAGACUAGAAUUUUACUUACUUAUAUUAAUUAUAUAUUGUCUGAAACAAGACAAGGAUACGUUUACACGCUGCGAUUUGUCGUGUACGAUUCUUAUUCCGGCGCAUGUAUUCAAAUAAGUAUGCACAAAGUGGUUGCCUUUCAAAUAUCGCCAUAAACUAAAUGAAGAGCAAUUCUGGCUUCAGCAAUAAUUUUUAUACGCCAGAAUACGAAGCGUUAUCCCUUUCAGUUUUCUCUUAAAAACUGUUUCUUAGAAUCGUAUAAAGGUAUCGAUCGCUUUGAAUUAUUGUGAUCAGUAAAUUGUAUAAUUUAUCUUUUAUAUAUUUUUCUUAAUUCAAAGUAGUUUUUAGACGUUUUAAAGUAGAAUUAAUAACUUUGUUGUAUAUCAGGGCCACAGGUUUUUCAGUUACAUGUAUAUUGCUGUCAUGUAUUUUUGCCCUCUUUAAAUAAAGUUGUUCAUUACUGUAAUUCAUUUAUUCAAAUGGCAUCACAUGAACUAGCCUGUUCGCAGAUAGCCAGGCUCUCAAGGUGAAAUGAGAGCCUGCAUCGAUGACUAAUGAAUUUGAAUAUCUGCCCCGUAACGUUCGUUUUUCCAAAUAUGGAAUGUCUAUCCUUAUAUGGUGUUGUUUACAACUUUCGUGCAAACUAAAUUUAAACCGUGCAAACUAAAUUUAGACCGUACAGUUUAUACUGUUUUUCGAAAUAUAAGAUAUUCAAGCAAAAGUUUAAAUGUUUUAAAUACUGUUUUCUCAAAACAGAGCUUUGAGAUAAGAUGACCAAGACCAAUUUGAUCAGUUAAUGUGUUUUUUAUGCAUAGUGCUUCAGCAGUUGACAUAUAUAGAGCUCAGCGGAAACAUAUAAAUUAUAGCAUCUGACCAAUGAGAAUUUCGCGUCACGAUUUGAGACGCGGAUAUUCAAAUUCAUUAGUCAUCGAUGCAGGCUCUCAUCAGAUGCAGAUCUCAUCCUUUUGGAGGAUGUGAAGGAGUAGAUUACUUAAUUAAUGAUGUUGUUAUAGAUUUCAUAACCUGGAACAUUUAUAACUGGUCUACUCCUUCACAUCCUCCAAAAGGAGAAAAUCGCAGCAAAAAUCGCCCGUGUAAAUGGGCCUUAACGCCAAACGACGAAAAACUAACGUCGUUUGGCGUAAGAAAUACAACGUCUGCGAGCAGGCUACAUACCUAAAUAAACGUACCUAAACAAAACAAAACAAAACAAAACACAAGAAGAAUGAAAUUAUAUAUUAUUAUAUUAUAUUAUUAUACUGUACAUCUUCAAUUAUUUUUUUACUUGGCCUUCUUAUACUGGAACUGCAGUAAUUGAAAUCCGAUCCAGCCGUCGUAUACCCACGCUCUUUCCUCUACAAGGUUGCUCUCGUAUUUGGAUUGGGCAUACUGCAUCUGUACUAUAUAUAUUGUUCUGUAUUCAUUUGGAAUUUUAAAGUCUUAUAAUUUCUUAUUCCACUCGUAUCAUUCAGAUAUGAUCCUCAGACACGUCAGUGGAGUUUUAUUGCGGCAAUGAGUACAUCGCGAAGUACUGUUGGUGUAGCCGUUCUUGAUGGUAAACUCUAUGCUGUAGGAGGAAGAGAUGGAUGUUCUUGUUUGAGUUCUGCUGAAGUUUAUGACCCACACACAAAUAAAUGGACGUUGGUCUCUUCAAUGAUACAUCGACGUGGAGGUAAAUUUGAUUAUUGCUACAACGGUAUACGGUACCACAGAUGUGCUCGACAUCACAAACAUUACAAGAAAAAAUAGGGAAUAAUUAUAGUGGAAAGAAAAGUAUUUAGAAAUGUGUUAAAAAAUGCUAGAAAAGGCUAGAUUGGAAUAAAAUAACCGUCAUAGCUAGUACAGUACACAUAUUACACUAUACAGAUCAGUGAGCUCCAUAGAUAUCUGGAGCAAGAACUUCAGUCAUUCGGCCUAUGAGAACAGUGCUGCCAAGAUGGCGGCCAUUGACAUCCAAUAGCUCUGAAUGUCGUAAACAGCUUUUAUACCAUUUCCCCCAGUUAAUUCCAGUCUUUCUAACGGAUCGUAUCGCCAACCAAGUUAUCAGUUCAUAAAACCAUAGUGUUAUUCUUUAAAUCGAUGUCAAAAUACGAAAUUUCGGCAAAGUCCUUGCAAAGAUGGCGGAAAUUGAAGGAGCUAUUGGACGCCAGUUCCAGUCGGCUAGCCGUUUUGUCAGUGAAAGUUACUGAUAAAGAAAUAAGCGAAAUUAAAAUAAAUUCAGUCCCAAAAAAACACACAAGAGACUUGUGUAAAAAUACUAAAACAAUUAUUCGCCUCAGGCUCGGUGAUUAUUGGGGGAUAUUCACCUCGACAUCGUCUCGGCGAAUAUUCCCCGAUAAUCACCGAGCCUGAGGCGAAUAAUUGUUGAUUACUGAAUGAGGUUGACCAUGCACGAUAUGAAAAAUUAUCAAGCCAGAAGUUUGUGUUAUCAACCGAUGCCAAAGGCUGAGUUGAUAACAUAAACCGAGAGCUUGAUGAUUCUUUAUAUCUUGUGAAAACCGGAUUCAAUAAUUGUUUCAUUAUUUAUUUCAUUAUUUAAAAGAUGAAAAAGACGGAUUAUAUCCGCACCCCUGUGUCCAAAAUAUUCUAUGGAAUAUUCGGGGACUUCUUAUACUUUCGUCUCUAUUUCAGAGCCAUCAUCAGGGAAACUGAUCAUGACUCAUGGUCACUAUUGUGUUCUCUUACUUUCUCUUCAUUCUUUAGUUUCACUAUUCGUUAAAAUAGGUUGUUUUCUUAUUUCCAGGCGUAGGUGUGACAGUUCUCGAUGGAUUUCUCUACGCCGUUGGCGGCCACGAUGCUCCUGCCAGUCAAGACACGUCAAGACAAUUUGAUUCAGUGGAAAGAUACAACCCGAAAACCGAUGAGUGGACAAUGCUUGCGCCAAUGCUUAACUGCCGGGAUGCUGUGGGGGCCUCGUGGCUUGGAAACAGUAUUUAUGCUGUAGGAGGUUAUGAUGGAACUAAAUAUUUGAAUGAUGUUGAACGUUAUGAUCCAGUCAAGAAUGAGUGGGAACAAGUAACGGGUUUAAAUACUGGACGUGCUGGCGCAUGCGUAGUUGUUAUACCGCCGAUGAACAGUGGAGCAAUGCGUAAAUGUUGCGCAUGAAUUGCAUUCUAGCCUCUUCGCAGGCAACUCUUUGGCAAGCUUUUCCGUGAUUCCUCGUUUGUACAAAGUUCUCUGCGGCGAAGUCAUAGUUAUAAUAGAAGAGGUGGUUUGGAAACUCAUUAGAAUAAUAAUAUAAGUUACAUAUUAACUCAUGUAUGUUUUUGUUUAGGUUUAUGCAAAAUAUGGUCCUUCAUCGAUCGUCACGUGCAUUUUGUAUUUUUGCCCAACCAACUAAUGGCAAUGUUUUAGGAAAGUUAGCUAUCGGUGACUUGAACAAUUGGGUAACUUAAAAUUGCUAUUGGUGGAUUUGAAAUAUAUAAAAAUACAAUACGUGAUGAUAUUUUGCAUAAACGUUGACUAACAUAGAUGAUGAGUUAUAUUGUUAUUCUAAUGAAUUUCCAAACCAUCUCUUCUAUUAACUAUAUAUUGAAAUUAAUUACGAGGUAUUAGGUUUGUAAGUGCCACUGAUCUCAAAACUAGUGGUCGUCCAUCUGAUAUUGUGACCGCCAUAAAUUGGUUCUGGUGUUACUGGGGUUCUUGCAGCUAGUUUUUGGUUACUGGUGUGAAAGGCACAUUUGUCUGCAGAUAAACUGGUCGUCAGUAUAGCCUUUCAUAUCAGCCAAUUGUGCCAUUUCAUAUCAGCCAGAGUCUCGACUGCGCGUCCAUAUGACGCUUUCUGCGCCGGGAUAAAUUGUAGCUGAACGUGGAAGAAUAUGCAUAUGAAAGUAUUGAACUGCAUGUUCAAUCAUCCCCUUUGAAUAUGCAAAAAGUCGCCCAAAAAACAGUUAGUUUCCACAUGGUUGACUCGCUUUAAAUUCGAAAAUAUAUUCCCUUUAGUGUACCUUUCUUUAUUUUGAUUUUCACGGACGAUAUACUUUACACAGAAGUAAUCACCUGGCUUUUGGCGACCAAUUGUUAAUUGGAAGAGGUUUGCAAAUCUUUCAAAAGGAUGUUCUAUCCAGUCUUUCCAGAUCAGUGGCGCUUACCUACUUUACCAAAAUAUUUUUGAAAGGCAUGCUGUCUUCUAACCUUAGGAUUUCAUUAAAUGGGGUUGUAAAUAUAAGGGAUUAAAAUUACACAUGUGAUUGUAAAUAAUUAUGCAUAAAUUUCUUACAUGAAGCCUUCAUAAUUUUUUGAAUAGAAAUUCUAGAAGUAGAAAACUAAGUAUUGUAAUAAUUUCAUUUCGAAAUAAUUUCAAGAUGGCGUAACGUAUGGGCAUUUAUAAAGUGCAAUUGCAAGUAUAAAGGUGGUGAUCAGCGAACAUUCGUGGUUGAAACACUUAACAAUUUGAAAGAGUUAAAAACGUAACUCUAUACUGAUAGGCAUACUCUACGCACGAUAACAUGCUAAAGUUUAAUUUACCUUUUCUGAUACACCCUGGGGAUCGAUGUAACGGUCCUGAAGGGGGGCUAGAUUCUCAGCCAUUUUUUUAACCAAAUCGCAGAGCAAGUGUUUCACUUCAUGAAGUAUUGAAGUAAAAGGUUUAAAGUCUAUAAAUACCUGACAGUGUAAUUUUCUGUCACUGGUGGACUUGCAAUAGCAGCAAAUUAAAUUGCCUCAACGGGAAAAGGGCAGAAUAUGGAGUCUUCCCAUAGCAGCCCAAAAAUGUGUGGUAUAUUUGUCUCUUUUAUGUAGUCUCAAGGCCUGAUUCCACGGGCGCUUUUUCUCGG